CAUCGUCCUUCCUUUCGAUGCCCUUCCGUCGCCCGGCUCGUCAACGUCGUAAAUCUUGUGCUCGUCGGGAUUGAUUUUCGUCUUCUUUCCUUGAUCCCUUCCAAGCGACUAUUUACCGUUGGCUGUUCAUGUCUCACAGCUCCAACCGCUUCAGACCGGCGAUGCGCUCCACCACGCCUUGAAAACGGUUCACACGCCACGCCCGUUUGGUACCUUCGCGCCAGAUUCGCCUAUGACAUAGUGGAGCUUACAAACUUGUCACCACCGAACAGAACAGAUCUAUUCCAGCUUGGGUCUGAAUAUUAUGGACGACCGAAGGCACUCUGGUCUGUGGAGAAACGGCAUCGCGCCGCAAGCGGAUGCCCUGGACCAGGACGAUCAACCCGGUCCUUACCAAUACUACCAACCACCACCUCGCGCUUCUGACACGAUCAAGCGCUCCUUCUCGCAGCGAGCCGCCGGCGCAGAUCCCGUCCCAUUUGAUGAGCACACGACUACGCCUCGGACAGGUCGACUCGAGCAGCAGAACCACCUUCUGUCCGCAGCACAGGCCCUGAAUGCGAAAGUCUCAGAGCCCUUGGGAUCGACGUUGAAUUCGGAUCCGGAGACCCUUUCCGCGUUGUUGUCUCAGACGCAGCAUGUGAACGCGCUCUCCUCGCCCGCUCUGCAGCCGCAGCCGCCGCCAGCCCAAAUAGAUCCGGAAUAUGUCCCAGACAACCUGCGCGCCAGGGUAUGGUCACCAGGGCCGGCCGUCGCGCAGAAUGACCUCCCCAUCUCGCCGAUCGUUGAAUCCACACCGCCAGCUCAGCCCAAGACACGACAGGUUUCCGGUGCAUCGAACGCCUCGGAGAGCAUAAGAAGGACAUCGGUUUCGGAUCGGAGUCCGCUGCAGCACCUGGAAUCGUGGACCAAGCAGGAGAAGCGGGCGAGAGUGGCGGAAGCCGAGAAACGAGCUCAGCAGAAGAGCGUGAGGAACUCCACGGACGGCGAGCAUGCUGGGCAGGAUAAUCCGCAAACUCACCAACACCGAAUCGUGAGCGACGGCGUCUCGCGCGAGCACAGCCAACGAGAUCGGGCCGCGAGACACUCUCGACAAGCGAGCGAGGGUGCCGUCCCUCGCGAUCGGACUGACAGCAUUCGCGAGACGGUACGCAAGCAGAUCACUUCGCCGCCGCAGCAAUCAUCACCAACGAUGGCGAAACGUGGGCAACCAUCAAACCCUGACACAGGAUCGGCGCCGCGCACUACGAAGGGGAUGAACGCAGCUCCCGCAGACCCAUCAAGGCGGCAGGGAAGAGUCUACGGGAGCGGUCCUCGAGAUGGGGCGAGCGCCGCGAACGACGCUGCGGCCGAGCGGGGCAAGGCUGCGUAUGAGCGUCGAAAAUCGCAGAUGGCAGAACAGCUGCCAUCACCGACGAGCCCCAUCUCGCCGGUGACGGCCAAUGGCUUUCAGGGCGGAUACGGCGGGAUGCUUGACGAUGGCCGAAAUCCGAACCAGCACGAGACGGGUGGCCCUCGAGGAUUGGGCACCACCAAGCACGCUCUCCAGACAUCGCGAAUCGGCGGCUCGAAAAAAGCGGACGGCGGGGCAGACGGAGCUGGAAUCCUUUCACCAGAACAGGCUCUGAAUCCCAAGAACAACGGUGUCAAAUAUGCGUUGCCGCCACAGACAGCUACCGCACAAAAGGCCAGACAGCAGGUGGGCUUCGGCGUGGAUGAGCACCCGAGUGCCGACGACAGCGCGCACAAGCACCACCGCUUCGGUGACUUUUUCCACCACGCAGAAUCUCGAUCCUACCAAGACACUUCGAAACCGCUUGACGACUGGCGGCAUGCGAGCAUCGCGAGGCUGACGGUGGAAGAUCUCUAUUUCGAACAGACCAACGCAGCCGCUGCAGCUGCCGCUUCCGCAGCCGCGAACAGAGAAGCCAACGAUGCAGCAUGGUGGGAGAAGAAUCAGCACACACGCGCGAGCUGGGCCAGCGGAGUGCCGGAUCUUGAGCAGUACAGCGGCGCAUACGAGGAACACGCGCUCGGCUUCCAGCCAAGAUUGUUCCUCAAAUGUGGCCCCUUGCUCCGCUAUACUGGUAUUCGUACUGAAGCAGCGGUACCUGCUCGGCACAGCCGUGAAAACACGGUCCCAUCAAAGGAAGUCUGGCGGGGAAGUAUCAUGAUCGUGACCCACGACGAACGAUCGGACUUCUCGCGCACACCGGUCCUGCGGAUCUUCGCGCAGCCGUCGGACCUGCUCGUGCCUCCGUCGCACCGUUCCGAGGAUGAAAAGGCCAUUUCCUCUACACAUGAGGACCCACUUGCAGGUCAGGUCAAAAUCUCGCGCACUGGUCGCGUCCUAUAUGUUCGGCCUGUGGAUGACAUCGAACAAGGAGUCGAUCUGAGUCGUGAAGAAUCCAACCAUGGACUUUUCGCAGCUACGCGCGUUCCCCCACGAGGGACAAAGCCAGCCAUAGGUGCAGAUGGCAAGCCAGUCAAUCCGCAGAACCGCGUAAAAGCUCGGGACGGAGAAAAGGCAAAGCGGUAUCGAGAGGUAAAGGGAUUCCGCCUUCACAUCGAGCAAGGUCACACCUUUUGGCGGUUCAACGUGGAAAUCGAACUGGGAAGUCAACAGCAGCGAAUCGCCUAUCGCAUCAACAAAGGACCCGCCAUGUCCUUCUGGGUGCCUGCUCGGGGCGAGACCAUGAACGCCAUGUUCCAUUCCUGCAACGGUUUCUCCGUCAGCGUCGAUCCUGACGAGUUUUGUGGACCAGAUCCGUUAUGGCGCGAUGUACUCAACAGACAUCAGAGUCGUCCCUUCCACCUGAUGAUCGGUGGUGGCGACCAGAUUUACAACGAUGCGGCGAUGAGAGACACCACUCUUUUCCGACAGUGGCUCCAUGUCAAGCCCACCCUCGAUCACAAAUACACCGCCGACUUCACUGAGGAGUUGCAGCAUGAGCUCGAGCAUUUCUACCUUGAGCGGUACUGCAUGUGGUUCUCCCAGGGACUGUUCGGAAUGGCCAACUCGCAGAUUCCGAUGGUGAACAUCUGGGACGACCACGACAUCAUCGACGGCUACGGGAGUUAUCCCGAGCGAUUCAUGGGUUCGAAGAUCUUCACGGGCCUAGGUGCGGUGGCUUUCAAGUACUACAUGCUUUUCCAGCACCAGAGUGUGGUCGCAGAGACGGAGAAAGAAGAGCCUAGCUGGUUGCUUGGUAGUCAGCCUGGGCCUUUCAUCAGUCAGUUAAGCCGAAGUGUGUUCUUGAAGCUCGGUCGCAAGGUCGCCUUCCUGGGCCUCGAUUGUCGCACGGAACGCAGGAGAGACGAGAUCCUGUGUCAGGGAACGUACGACUAUGUGUUCAAUCGGUGUCGGGCCGAGAUCAUCAAGGGUGAGACCAAACAUUUGAUCGUGUUGCUCGGCGUGCCCAUCGCGUACCCCCGUCUCAACUUCCUCGAGAACAUCCUGACCAGCCGAGUCAUGGACCCCGUCAAAGCCAUGGGCCGUGCGGGUAUGCUUGGUGGCUUCAUCAAUAAAUUUGAUGGCGGUGUGGAGAUCCUCGACGACCUGGACGACCACUGGACCGCCAAGCACCACAAGGCAGAGCGCAAUUGGUUCAUCCAGGAGCUGCAGGAGUUGGCUGCGGAGAAGAGCGUUCGCAUCACCAUUCUCGGUGGUGAUGUCCAUCUCGGCGCUGUUGGCCAAUUCUACACAGCCAAGAAAUUGGGAAUUCGUAAGGACAAGGAUCAUCGUUAUAUGCCAAACGUCAUCAGCUCGGCGAUUGUUAAUACGCCUCCGCCUACCAUGAUGGCUGACGUGCUCAACAAACGGAACAAAAUCCAUCAUUUGGACGACAACACCGACGAGGACCUCAUCCCGAUGUUCGAACACGACGUCGAUGGUAGCCGACGCAACAACCGACAUCUACUCCCACGACGAAACUACUGCAUGAUCAGAGAAUGGGUCCCGGGCUCGACUCCACCUCCUUCGCCCCGCCCGGAAAAAGCCCCACCGGCCAGAGCUGCGACCUUUGACGCUUUCGGGGCCAGCCACGGUGCGAAUGCCGAUCGCAAGUUCCCGCCCGGGUCGAUGAAGAGGACAAUGUCGUUGACCCGAGCCGGGAAUCUGGUGCGGAGAUUGUCAGGCUCGUCGAAGAGAAGGCCCUAUCCCCCCGUAUCGUUGCGCGACCCCGCAGCCGCACAAGACCAGCCCUCCCAUCCAACGAUGCAGCGUGCAAAUAGCCUCGGGGCUCAGGCCCCCCGCCACAACGCGAAUGGUGCAUCGGAAGAUGACUUCGAGCGGCCCACGUUCCUCCGCCGUCCGACGAAUUUAUCGGAGAAGGCCAUUCGCAAGGCAGUCGCCAAGGGCGGUCCAGAAGACAGCAUCGACAUGCAUGUCGAUCUCCGGGAUGGAUUGGAUAUCAGUCUUUGCAUGGAAAUCGACCAGCAUGACCCUGCCGGCGCCACAAUCCCGUACAGACUGCUCGUCCCAGCACUGGCCUACGGGGGUGCCGGCGAUCUCAACACGGCGCGAUUCUCAAGCCACCGCAAGAGCCUGAUUGAUCGUCUCCGAGGCUUCAGAUCUAGAGAAGCCCCCAAUACCAACCGGGCAAGUCAAGAUCCCUACGAAUACGACGACAGCAUCCAGCACAGCGGCAGCCGCACCGUCAGCAUCGCCUCGAACCACGUCGAUGCCGCCGCCGCAACAAGCCCGACCGCUCCCACCGCCGGGCUCGGUCGUACGAGCGCCGCACGAAACGGCGACCACAUCGCAAUGAACGACGGCUAUGACGACGACCAAGACGACUACUCUCAGCACCGCUCCUCCCAUCAUCACUCCUACAACCAAGGACUCACCCUCUCCCCGCCACCCAUCGGCACCGCCGCGACCACCACUCUGCCCACCCGACAACCCUCCACCCGCGCGCAAACCACCACCCCCCGCGCCGUCGCCGCCAAAGCCGCGCCCCGCCGCGCCACCCCCUACAACCCCAACACCGACCCCUACACCGACGACGACGAUGACGAAGACGACGACGACGACGAUGACGAAGACGACGACGACAACGGAACCGUCCUCUCCUCGGAGCAACAAUACCAACAACAACAGCAGCAGCAGCAACACGACCACUACCUCCCUCCCCCGCAGGCCAUGUCCUCCAGCCCGCCCGGACAGGGCGGUGGCGGCGGUGACUUCUUCCCCCACUCCUAUUCGGCACACGCCGAAGCGAAGGCUCCGCCGCGCAACGCCGCCGGCGGCUUCCUGAGGAAACUGUCGCUGCAGCAUGACCGGCGGGGCGCCGGCGACGACGAGAGGGGUUCGCCGGCAGCCGAGUACGCGGCGGACGAGCUCGGCCGGGGCGGCGGGAGCGUCCGGCGGAAAGGGUGGAAGAUUUGGAAAUCGUAGUCUCUGGAUGGAUGCACGUCGAUGCGGCGGGUCAUUUUGGGGGAUGGAUAGCGGGAGGGGGUUGCGUGACAUUAGGGGGGAAAUGGAUUUCAUGUGGAGGGAAAUAUGUACGGGGCAUGGUAAUAGUAGUCACGUCAGUCAGUCAGUCAGUCAGUCAGUCAGUGGUGUGAGUGUACUGUAUCGAUACGAGAAAUCCAUGACGAAGUUCCACACACACAGGAUCCUAGCUUUCGUUUCCAUCGUGCAAAAGUAGAAACGUGCGAUCAAGACUCGCUACCUCUGGUGAUGAUGCACACGGCACAUGCCACGGCUCCGACAUGAGAACGGCGUCCGCCUGUUUCCCGCAACCCCC
Molecule: messenger RNA, 5750 nt
Organism: Dissoconium aciculare CBS 342.82
Lineage: Eukaryota; Fungi; Ascomycota; Dothideomycetes; Mycosphaerellales; Dissoconiaceae
Exons: 1
Coding region: 305-5398 (1697 amino acids)
Cellular component (GO): membrane
Source: RefSeq, a predicted model, not a curated record